AUGCUAGUUUAUGAGUUCAUCCCAAAUGGCACAUUGUUUCAGCUCAUCCAUGGUAGGAACGAGACAUUGCAAAUCUCGUUCAGCACCCUCCUAAGGAUUGCACAUGAGGCGGCUGAAGGACUCCACUUCCUACAUUCUUAUGCAUCUCCCCCAAUUAUCCAUGGUGAUGUGAAAACCUCCAACAUCCUUCUCGAUGAAAACUACAUGGCCAAAGUCUCCGACUUUGGAGCCUCCGUAUUAGCCCCAAGUGAUAAAGAGCAGUAUGUAACGAUGGUUCAGGGCACCGUGGGCUACCUCGACCCAGAGUACAUGCAGACAUGCCAACUGACUGAAAAAAGUGAUGUCUACAGCUUUGGGGUUAUUCUUCUUGAGGUCCUCACCGGUGAGGCUACACUAAAAUUGUACGGGCCUGAGGAAAAACGAAGCUUGACUUCAAAUUUCUUGUCUGCAAUGAAGCAGAACGAUCUAUGUGCAGUGGUGGCCAGCCACAUAAAAGAGCAAGAGCGCAUUGAACUGAUUAGAGGACUUGGAGAGCUAGCACAGAAUUGUCUUGAUAUGUGCGGCAGCAAUAGGCCCUCCAUGAAAGAGGUCGCUGAUGAGCUCAACAGACUGAGGAAACUUUUGCUCCACCCUUGGUUAGGACUGAAUACGGAAGAAAUGGAGACACCAGCAGACACUAGUUUUCAAACAGAAAAUAGUAUUGUCGAGUAUCCUGUGCUGGAAAGUCAGAACCUGCCCAUCGACUCAAUAAGUUCAAAUUAUGCAAGGUGA
Messenger RNA from Miscanthus lutarioriparius, 771 nucleotides. The record is from the annotation of a GenBank genome assembly. NCBI's taxonomy places the organism in Eukaryota, Viridiplantae, Streptophyta, Magnoliopsida, Poales, Poaceae.